AUGAUUAUCUACUGGGGCUUCGUCGUUCUGACGGCCCUAGCCGGACUUGCAUCCACUUACCCAACUGGGGGUGCUCAGGUGUGGGGCCAGCUGCGAGAAAAUAUUAAGCAUGUCAUCUAUCUGACUCUUGAGAACCACUCGUUUGACAACAUCGCUGGCUAUUGGGACUUUCAUCCAGAAAUUGACAAUUUGCGCAAUCUCACCUUUUGCAAUGACUACACCAACCCUAAUUGGACAGUUUAUGGGGAGCCGCUAGCAAUCUGCGCUGAGCCGUAUGCGACCGAGGUGCCACUAAAAGACCCGGAUCACAACUUUGGCGGAGUCACCUACGAAAUCUUCCGCGGGUGGAACCCGACAAAAGAGGAUGCCCCCAAUAUGGGAGGUUUCGUCGAGCGCCAAUCGGAGAAGUACAAUGCUACCCCUGGAGAUUCAGCAUUCGUGAUCAAGGCCUUGAACCAGAGGAAGACUAGCACUCUGGUGGAGCUGGCAAGCAAUUUCGCCUUCUUUGAUUCAUAUUUCGCCGAGCACCCGGGUCCCACUAAUCCCAACCGCCAAUUCGCAACCUCGGGCUCAUCCUGUGGUUUUGUCGAUAACACUGAUCAGUCCGCUGGGUUCUGGAACAAUGUGACUGGAACUACUUGUGCGGUCUCGAUCUUUGAAUCGCUCAGCAAGAAAAAUAUCAGCUGGAAGAAUUACUACGAGACCGACAUAAUCGAUGGAUUCAUGUAUAAAUGGGUACAAGACAAUGCAAUGGACCGUCUCGUCCAUGCAACGGAGCUCUACCAUGACCUGGAAGUCGGCACACUGCCUUCAUUCUCGUACCUGAACCCGGAGUGCUGUACAGUUGACUCGAUGCAUCCUACCAGCAGUAUGGCAGCAGGGGAGCAGAUGGUCAAGCACUUGUACGACGCCCUGCGUCGCUCCAAGUACUGGGACAAUGCUGUUUUGAUCAUCAACUUUGAUGAGCAUGGUGGGUUUGCGGACCAUGUCCCUACUCCAGUCAACGUGCCUCAGCCCGAAGACGGUAUCAUCUUCAAGGGCAAGUCAUCAAACCACAAUUUUACGUAUGACUUUACUCGCCUGGGAGUCCGUGUCCCUGCCUUCAUAAUCUCGCCCUGGGUACCCGCCAACCUCCUCAUCCACGAUCAAGGCACCAUGUAUGCCGACAAUUCGGCCUACACCCAUAGCUCAAUUCUGCAUUUCUUGCAGGAGCUGUGGGGGCUUGAGGGCUUGAACAACAGGGUCCAGUGGGCCAAGACCUUCGAAACGGCUUUCACGAACAAGCGACGAGACGAUACACCCAAGGCGUUGGUUCAGCCGACCUGGUAUGGUGGUAGUGGGCAGCCGGAACCGGAACCGUUCUUCCUUUUGAACCAGGAUGAGAGUUACUAUGCACGUCGCCAGGCCGAGGCUAAGGCUAAGGCUAAGGCAUAA
Molecule: messenger RNA, 1434 nt
Organism: Penicillium expansum
Lineage: Eukaryota; Fungi; Ascomycota; Eurotiomycetes; Eurotiales; Aspergillaceae
Product: Phosphoesterase
Exons: 7
Coding region: 1-1434 (477 amino acids)
Biological process (GO): phospholipid catabolic process
Molecular function (GO): hydrolase activity, acting on ester bonds
Source: RefSeq, a predicted model, not a curated record